Messenger RNA from Austrofundulus limnaeus, 732 nucleotides. RefSeq lists its product as uncharacterized. NCBI's taxonomy places the organism in Eukaryota, Metazoa, Chordata, Actinopteri, Cyprinodontiformes, Rivulidae. The record is from RefSeq and is a predicted model, not a curated record.
AUGUUUUUUGGUUGGUUUGCUGACGCAGAUGGACCCUGGAAAAUAUCAGUCAGUCAUACUUUUCAAACAACAAGGGGCACAAAGCUAACGAUACCGUGCACAUUUACCCACCCCCCAAACCACACUGUUAAAGAAGUUUACUGGAAGACGAGCGGGACAAGUGAGUGUGAUAGGGAUGACAUCGACAAGCAAGCGUUUGUUUUUCACCACCGUGAGUCGUGUGUGCUUCCAAACUACCAAAACAAGACCCGUCUGAUUGGUGAWAUAACCAAAGGAAACUGCAGUCUGGAAAUCUCCAACGUUCAGGAAAAGGGAACAAUCUACCUACGUGUUUUUACGAAUAAGGACAAGUACACCUUCAAAAAAAACCUUGUCAGCAUUGACUUUUCAGGGAUCAAAGAAAAAGCUCUUAUUCCAGGUACAGAUUCUUCAGAGGUAAUGACCUCCACAGUAAUGCCAACCGACUUCACACCCAGUUCAUUGCAAAACGACACUAUCUACCUGUCCGUCUGUACACCAGUUGUUGCCCUUGUGAUCAUCGUCAUUAUUGGGAUUAUUGUUUUCAUAAAAUACAAAAGGUCACGCGAGAUAACUCGAAAGGAAUCAGGGUAUUAUGUAAACUUCAGCAGAGCCACUUCCAACGCACCCAAAAGAGAAGCAUCUAGCAAAAAAUUAGACGUGGAGCCACCAGAAGAAAAAGCCACCGAUGAACCCAUCUACAUCAACUUUGAG